AGCGACUGGCCACCCACGCACGUGCCGGAAGCUCAGGUGGCCCGCCUGUUUCACAAUGGACCAAUCGGGGUGAAGAAGGCGGGACUAUUGCGGGCCUUGCUGGGGGGUGGCCGAGCCAAAACACUUCCUGUGUAACCAUGGAAACACAACGUACCACUCUCGCCGUCACUCACAAGUACAAAAAAGUACAACAAUGGCCUUAUUGUCGUCUGUUUGACUUCGCCGCUUUCCUCCGUAGAGCCGAUAAAGGCGACCCCCGCCCCUUUGCCAAGAGCUCAGGUGACCCGCUCGCCUGAGCGCAUCGCUCCCUCUCCUGCCCUCCCCGCAGAGAUGCAGCCUGCCUGCGGACCGAUGAGCUCGCCGCCGCCACCGGAGAACCGAGCGACUGCAGUCAAACAAAGUCGCCAAGGCACAAAAUCGCUUCAUAUUCCCAACCGAAGUGAAAGAGUAGUUCGUCUGUGUUAGACGUGCUUUUGGGGAGGGGGCCCACACGACCGCUCUCCCUCUCCUUGUCCCCCCACAACCUUGCUCCUCGACGCGGCGGACGCGAUGAGCGACUCGGCGGCGUCCGACGGCAUGGUGGCCGAGGUCAAACAAGGCACCAAGUACGUCAAGGAGACCGAGAACGUGGCGGAGAAAUACUCGGCCUUGACCGUCAGCAAGAACAGCAGCGACGUCAACAUGAACGUCGGGGAGAUGUCCUCCGCCGCCUUCACUGCCGUCCCGACGCUGAAGUCCGUCAAGAAGAUCCAGUUUGCCAAUGCGGAGGACAAGCAGGAGUUCAGCAAAUACCCGACGAAGGCCGGCCGCCGUUCGCUCUCUCGCUCCAUCUCGCAGUCGUCCACAGACAGCUACAGUUCGGCUGCGUCGUACACCGACAGCUCCGAUGACGAAACGUCCCCCCGUGACAAAGCGCAGGUCAACACACAGGGCGGCAGCGACUUCUGCGUGAAGAACGUCAAGCAAGCCGAGUUUGGCCGCCGUGAGAUUGAAAUUGCCGAACAAGAUAUGUCAGCCCUCAUUUCCCUGAGGAAGAGAGCCCAGGGCGAGAAGCCUCUGGCGGGGGCCAAGGUGGUGGGCUGUACCCACAUCACCGCUCAGACGGCGGUGCUGAUUGAGACCCUGGUGGCUCUCGGGGCUCAGUGUCGCUGGACCGCCUGCAACAUCUACUCCACCCAGAACGAGGUGGCCGCCGCACUGGCUGAAACAGGAGUGCCCGUGUUUGCCUGGAAGGGUGAGUCUGAGGACGACUUCUGGUGGUGCAUCGAUCGUUGUGUCAACACGGAGGGCUGGCAGGCCAAUAUGAUCUUGGACGACGGCGGAGACCUGACACACUGGGUUUACAAGAAGUACCCCAACGUGUUCAAGAAAGUGCGGGGCAUCGUCGAGGAGAGCGUCACUGGAGUUCACCGACUUUACCAGCUGUCUAAAGCCAGCAAGCUGUGCGUCCCGGCCAUGAACGUGAAUGACUCGGUCACCAAGCAGAAGUUUGACAACCUCUACUGCUGCCGUGAAUCCAUCCUGGAUGGCUUGAAGAGGACAACAGACAUCAUGUUUGGUGGCAAACAAGUGGUGGUUUGCGGUUAUGGAGAGGUGGGCAAAGGCUGCUGCACGGCUCUAAAAGCCCUGGGAGCCAUCGUGUGCAUCACUGAGAUCGACCCCAUCUGUGCCCUGCAGGCGUGCAUGGACGGCUUCCGAGUGGUCAAACUGAGCGAGGUCAUCCGGCAGAUGGACGUGGUCAUCACCUGCACUGGCAACAAGAAUGUUGUCACCAGAGAGCAACUGGACCGGAUGAAGAACGGCUGUGUGGUGUGCAACAUGGGUCACUCCAACACGGAGAUUGACGUGGCCAGUCUGCGAAGCCAGGAGUUGACCUGGGAGCGGGUCCGCUCGCAGGUGGACCACAUCAUCUGGCCCGAUGGGAAGAGGGUUGUGCUUCUGGCUGAGGGACGCCUGCUGAAUCUGAGCUGCUCCACAGUGCCCACCUUUGUGCUGUCCAUCACCGCAACCACUCAGGCACUGGCCCUGAUUGAGUUGUUCAAUGCUCCGGAGGGACGUUACAAGCAGGACGUGUAUCUCCUGCCCAAGAAAAUGGACGAGUACGUGGCCAGUUUGCACCUCCCCAACUUUGACGCUCACCUCACAGAACUUUCUGAUGAGCAGGCCAAGUACAUGGGCCUCAACAAGAACGGACCCUUCAAGCCAAAUUAUUACAGGUACUAAGGGGAAGGCCUGCUGACGUUUCCCCUGAAAGGAACACAUAUAUCUUUUUUAUUUGAUAAAUUGCUACCAAAUGGAGGACUUAUUUUGCUUAUGUAUCCUAAAUAGCACAUCAGAUAUAGCUUUAAAAAUGAAUUGUAUAUUUAUCGAGCACGCUAAAUGUCUGGUCAAAUAGGUAAAGAAAAGCCUGCUUGCAUGUACUGUUAGCUGCUACAAAUUUCAUAUUUUUUGAUUGUUUUCUUCCUUUUUUUGCACAGUGCCAAAAAAUCAAGGUUGAUAAGAAUGAAAAGUGAUAUUUAAAUAUGAUCUACAUUCCACUACACUAAAUGCUCUCAAUGUUUUCUGUUUGUGUGGUCAGUAUAUUCGUACCACCAAGUCACCCUUAUUAACUGCAACAAAUAAUAUUGAUGAAAUGGGACAACCGUUCCUUACUGCGGAUGUCCCCAAUUAUUGUGGAACACGGCAAUCUAUCAUAACAUGCGUAAGACAAAAAUAUUGUAUCCUCUCCUGUCAAAAUAAAAAUAAAAAAAACCUCAUCAAAUUCACUUGCCCUGGUAAAAAAUAAGGCUGCGAAUCUUCCAAAGUUGCACUGCUUAAAAUAUGAUUACUAUAAAUUCCUCACCAAAGUUGUGCUUGUGAAAAUAAUCCCUCGAAAGUUGUGUUGGUUUAACACAGAGAUGCAUUGAGAUACGAGUGACCCGACGUAUGAGUUUGACAAGGUAUGAGUCGUCAUUCUGACAUUUGUUUUUGUUUGGUUUUGACUUAAGAUAUAAACGCUGUAUGUUGCCAGUAAACUUAACUCACUUUCCAGCAGGCAGCACUUGAACAAAUAGCACUUGAGCAAAUUCUUCCCAAAAGGGGCUACAAACUAUUUAAUGCCACUUCCGGUUGAAGUUUAAUCACAAACAUGAUAUAAAACAAAUAUUUAAAACACCCAAACAACUUUGCGCGAGCUUUAUAUGAAAACAUGACAAAAAAACCCUGCAUAAACAGGCUAACAUGUAGAAUUGUUAGCUACGGUGUUAUAGCAGGGGAUAUUUGAACAUAAACGGUGGAGGAACACGUAGACAGACAAUAUAACAGUACUCACAGGAAUUAAUCUUCUUACUCUGCAAAAAACAAUUAAUAUUAUUGCAUUUGACUGAGUCACUGGGCCUUUCCAGAUUAGGAACUUUCCUAUGCGAUUGCGAUGAACCAAACCUACUUGGAGGAGAGGUCGUUCAAAUUCUAAAAUUGCUUAGACAAGGUGCCUCGAUGCAACCUUUAAGACAAAUUUAGCAAAUGUUACUCCUGACCAACCUUUACGAAAGCAAAGGAGAGCCACAAAUCUUUAGGGCAGCAGUAUGUGGCGCACCAGACCACUUUUGAAGUUUACAAACUAUGCAAAGACGUGGAAGAGUUUCACACCAGCGACUUAAAAGAAAAAAGUACACAAGAAUAAAACAUGCAUCAAGAACAGUCUGCGUGAACGUUAAUGUAAAAACAUCCAUCCAUUUUCUGAGCCGCUUAUCCUCACGAGGGUCGCAGGGAAUGCUGGAGCCUAUCCCAGCUGUCAACGGGCAGGAGGCGGGGUACACCCUGAACUGGUUGCCAGCCAAUCGCAGGGCACAUCGAGACAAACAGCCACACUCACAGUCACACCUAGGAGGAAUUUAGAGUGUCCAGUUAAUGUUGCAUGUUUUUGGGUUGUGGGAGGAAAACCGGAGAAAACCCAAGCAAGCACGGGGAGAACAUGCAAACUGGUGGGGCUGGGAUUGAACCCAGGUCCUCAGAACUAUGAGGCCAAUGCUUUACCAGCUGACCCACCGUGCCGCAUGUAAAAACAUUUCAAUCUUUUUUUGUGAGCGGGAAAACGGAUUAAAAAGAUUAGUGGCACUUGAGUACAUUUUGAUAGCGAAAUACAGGGAAAUAAAGAAAUGAUUUGAAAUAAAGCAUUUUAAACUUGUAUCUGAAGGCACCACUACAUAAGACAACUGUAAGACCCCCACCUCUGCAAAACUGUGCAGGUUAAAAGUAGAGAACUGUAGUUGCUCCACACUUGAUUAAAAUAAAACCAUAACCUCCCUGACACUCCGCCCCUGCCAUAAAAGGUUCAAAAGUUAGAAUAGGUAGAUAUAAGUUUCAGAACACAAAUGACUACUAAUGAACUGAAAUUGUUUUUUAAAAAAAAAAAAAAAAAUUCUGUUAGGUGUUUCCCUGUCUGCUGUGAUUUUUUUUCUUGAUUUUUUUGGGUGGGGGAAAAAAAAAUCCAAAGGAAUCAGGGAAACCUUUGAGUGACGAGAAUAAAUUGAGUGGAAGUUGUACAUAAAAGAGGGCAAAAACAGGUGGAAUGGCCACUAGAAAAGAGACAGACCGGGAACGAAACCGCCAUUAUUGGGUUUUUAGUUGAAGUGUGAAGGCUAUUUGCAUGUGGCUGGUUUAAGAGUCCAUCUCGAUUCAAGCAGCCUGUGAAAGAAAGUCGAGCUUCAUACUCUCUUGAGUUAGAUCAGAGGCUAAUAGAUCAUCCAGCGUAGCUUAAUAGUUUUUCAAAGAGCAUCCGUCAUCAAAACAAACACUCAAUGCAAGGCUGACCUCAUUUGCAAAUGAUGCGAGUAUGCCAGCUUGACCAAUGUUAAGGUAUUUUAUUUAUUGUUGUCUCCCAAAUUAAUUAGCCAGUCCCUCAACGAUCAUGUUAAUGUUGUCUGAAUUUCUGCCAACAUCAUUUUUUUUGUCAUUAUUGUGACCUGCUGAAAAACACGUCUGUCCUUUAAAGCCUAAUCUGAGACACCAUGUUUGCUGCCAAAUAUGAUUUUCUUUUGGUGUCAACACCCAUUCAAUCAGCAAUAAAGACUUGAUCUGUAGAUGGAGUGUACCUUUGACGUCUUCAUUGUAAUUGUUAAAACAUUGUUUCAUCC
Messenger RNA from Syngnathoides biaculeatus (alligator pipefish), 5114 nucleotides. It is a transcript of the gene ahcyl1, whose product is annotated as adenosylhomocysteinase-like 1. Gene Ontology annotation, biological process: L-methionine cycle. The record is from RefSeq and is a predicted model, not a curated record. NCBI's taxonomy places the organism in Eukaryota, Metazoa, Chordata, Actinopteri, Syngnathiformes, Syngnathidae. Bases 550 to 2223 code for a protein of 557 amino acids. The transcript is spliced from 17 exons. Gene Ontology annotation, cellular component: cytosol.